AUGCGACCAAAGAAGUUGUCCCCAAAGUUCAUCGGACCUUACCAAAUUUCAAGGAAGAUUGGACCAGUAGCGUACGAGCUGUCAUUGCCACCCCAACUGUCAAACCUUCAUCCAGUAUUCCAUGUUUCCCAACUCCGGAAGUACAUAGCCGACCCCUCGCACAUACUGGAGCUAGAGAUGAAGCCAGUUCGCAUUGAAGACAUCCGCACCAAGUACUACAAAAGGAAAGCGAUCAAAUUGGUAAAAGUGGUUUGGGACGAAAAGACGGGUGACUCUACAUGGGAAGUGGAGGAUGCCAUGAAGGACUUGUACCCUCACCUGUUUCCGGAUGGUGAUGCGUUACUGGAGGAGACACUGGAAGAGGGAAUACUAGAGGAAGAAAAUCUCGUUGAUGUAGAAGUGAAGGCCGAACAGUAG
Messenger RNA from Vigna angularis (adzuki bean), 417 nucleotides. RefSeq lists its product as uncharacterized. Bases 1 to 417 code for a protein of 138 amino acids. The transcript is spliced from 2 exons. The record is from RefSeq and is a predicted model, not a curated record. Lineage: Eukaryota; Viridiplantae; Streptophyta; Magnoliopsida; Fabales; Fabaceae.